GAAGUCGAUUUACCUAUCCCUAAUAGCGGGACUUUUACAUUCGCAAUUUUAACAUGAGAGAAAAAUAAGAAAAUUGUUAUCCUUGUAAAUAGCUUUAUUUUCAAUGCAAAAUGGCAAAACGUUUCCAGCCCAUGAAGGAAUUUGGCCGCAAUAUGAAAAAGCCAAAACUGGAUAUUAGCAUAAAUCGCGGUUCAACACAUAAUGCGGCUUCUACGUCGAAGACAAGCUCCUCCAACAAUGAUCAAAAUAAUUUUUGGGACGACGACGAUGAUGAUGUGAUACUCCUUGCCACCCAGGUGGCUGAGGCAGCAGCUGUGGCCAAAUCAUGCUCGAAUAACAAUGCUCUCAUAUCUGAAACGGAAAUAACAUUCACCGAGUUUGCGAGCGCUGCCACAACAAGUACACAAAUGCCGGCAGCAACAUACGAUAUACCAGGACCGGAUAUACUGUCGCAAAUGUUUGAUGAUGAGGACGAUGAUCUAAUGGCAGUGGUAGAGAAGCAAGAUCCGGCACCUUUUAAAAAGCCUCUGACUCCUCCACCGCCUUCAAAGUCCGCUGCUUCCUCGUCUGCAUUAACGAAAUCUAGGCAAUCAGAAAAGCAACCAUCGCAAAAGCCAACAAACGAGUCAGAGGAUAUAUUCGAAAUUAGACUAACCCAAGGCAACAGUCUGCAGGACACUAGUUGCGCAUCCGUCCAAAGUUCAGCUCGCAGACAACUGGCCUCAGAGAGGCAAAUAAAGUUCCUAAUGGAAAAAGUUGAUGCUUUAAAGAAAGAAAACGUUAAAAUCAGUAACGAACUCUCGGAAUCUAAAUCCAAAAUAGAGUCCAAGGAAGGUGAAGUGUCAUUGCUGCGCGAUGAACUACGACACCUAAAACAGCAGGCCAACAAUUUAAAAAUGGAAAAGAUUUUCAGUACCGAGGCUGUGAAGGGAGAGUGCCAACUGAAAAUUGCCGAACUGGCCAAAAAGGUAGAGGCGCAACAGGCCGAGAUAAGACUGAAGGAGGCCCAAACAUCACGUAUGAAAAUGAAACAGGCCGAUGAGACACAAAAACUGCAGCAGAGUAUGGUUUUGGUGAAUAGAACCGAGGUUGCUUCCGGCAGCAAACAAGACAAGAAAUUAAAAAAAUGUCUCAUGAAAAUGCAAUCAUUGGAUCUGAAUAUAACGCCCGAUACAAAUGACGAAAAUAUUGAAUUGUAUCCUCCGGUGUUUGACUCCUCCUUGGAUAAGGGAGGAACUGUUAAACGCAAGACUUUGUUCGAACGAGAAUUGGAAAAUAUUCAGACUCUUUUGGCCCAACUGCAGCUAAUGGCUGUUCACGAGGUUCCCAAUGACUUUAUUGACAGAUGUAUAGAAUCUGUGUGCAAGGUCUUCCCAGAAUUCUGGUCAUACACACAAACUUUGUAUUUUUUGAAAUACUGCGAGGUACAUCCUUACCACAAUUACUCGUUAAGUGAUUCGAAGAUAUAUUCAAAGCGAUUGCUGCAACAACCCAGUGAAAUAUAUGAACGUGAGAGAUGUCUUUGCUUUCGAAGAUAUAUUGCCAUAUUGGCCAUAAUGUGUCAACGUGAGGCCUCCCUGGCCCUGGCAUUGCUGCGUUAUAAACAUGGCGAAUAUUAUCUGUUACAAAUUGCAACGGAUUCCAUUGUGACAUUGGGUUUCGCCUGUGGCAUUUGUGAGCAUUUUGGAGUAUUGGAAGCCUUUUCGGUUUGGCUUAAAAGUAUGUUGCAUCACAUGUCGCAGGAUGUGGAAAACUCUUGUGUGGAAAUGCUAGUGGAUCUCAUGAAGCAUAUAGUCUUUACCAGACCAUGCGCCUGGAUAUUUCGCGAAAUAUCCAUAUGCUUGUUUGAAAGUUGUAAAUUGCCACAAAUUCUCGAUAUGCUGUGCGUUAAUAGUCCGGAAAGAACUUUUGUGGCAGAUCGUGUCAAAUCCACAUAUCGCUUUUCCAACGAUUCGUGUUUCAUGCAGGUUUAUUGUGGUCUUCUGGAAAUUGCCUUUCCCCUAAGUGCCGGCCUGCAUUUGGAACACUUUAGGCUGUUGGUUGAUAUCUGCUGGAAUCAUAUACGUUUUGCCUAUCAUUGUUUUAUACAACCGCCCAAGUUUAUACACAAAAUGUUACCAAUUUAUGACGAUGAAGAUGACGACGAAAUGGAUUGCCAAUCGGCUGGUGAUGAAACGACCUCAAGUCGAACGUAUGCUGGUGCAUUUGAGACAACUGAACAAAAUUCUACAACUAGAUCGGUAACUAGCACUUCUUCGACUGUAAAAGCAACAACAUCGGUGGCCGUCGAUAGUACAAACAUCAAUAACAUAAUAUCCACAACCCAAUGUGAAUGUUAUAUAAAAUUGUGCCUCAGCGUGGUAACGUUGGUCUUUCAACUGAUGCGACAAUGGAUUUUUCACAAAAUGGAAUAUUGUACUGACGAAGUAACUGAAAUUUCCCGCUUGUCUGUGCAGCUUUUACACAUGGUAUUCUGUGACUACUAUUUGACAUGUUUAUUUCGUGACUCGGAGGCAACAACGAAAUACUAUCUCAGUUUGAUUUUAAAAUGGUGGUCGGAAUAUGCCAAAAAAUUGAAUUUUAAUGAAAUUGAUUUAAAAUUUUUACAAAAAAUACAAAAUUCCCAUGUUAUACCCAAAGACAUUGCGGAUGAGACAAACCUACACACAGUGGUUGCCGACUUAAACGAAUGGCAAAGCCUAACCAAAGAUAAUGGCCAAGACAUACUUUUAAAUAGUUUAGAUGAAGCAGCCAAAAUUGCAAAUCGUUUGGGACUAAUUGAAACAGCAUCGGAUGAGGAGAAGUUCUUUGAAGUUUUCAAGGGAUAUGCAUUUAAUUUCCAGUGACACACACAAACACACAAAACCCAUUAGUAUUGUUAUUUGUUAAAAACAGAAAUUAUAAAUUGUUAUGAGAACAAAUUAUGUAAAUACAUUUCAUUUUAGGAAUUAUAGUACAACUUAGUUGUAAAUUUAGAUUACUUUCUUAUACAAAAAAAAAGGAAAAAAAAAGAUAGUUAAUAAAAAAACACAAUUGGAUUAUUGAA
Messenger RNA from Musca domestica (house fly), 3046 nucleotides. RefSeq names its product ATR-interacting protein mus304. Gene Ontology annotation, biological process: DNA damage checkpoint signaling; DNA repair. The record is from RefSeq and is a predicted model, not a curated record. Bases 111 to 2846 code for a protein of 911 amino acids. The transcript has 4 exons. Lineage: Eukaryota; Metazoa; Arthropoda; Insecta; Diptera; Muscidae.